This is a messenger RNA of Phytophthora infestans T30-4, 1029 nucleotides long. Its product is annotated as Zinc (Zn2)-Iron (Fe2) Permease (ZIP) Family. The transcript has a single exon. Gene Ontology annotation, molecular function: zinc ion transmembrane transporter activity. Gene Ontology annotation, biological process: zinc ion transmembrane transport. Gene Ontology annotation, cellular component: membrane. The coding region runs from base 1 to 1029 and encodes 342 amino acids. NCBI's taxonomy places the organism in Eukaryota, Oomycota, Peronosporomycetes, Peronosporales, Peronosporaceae. The record is from RefSeq and is a predicted model, not a curated record.
AUGGAUCCUCUAGACGAAUUCAAACUGGCUGCGGCGCUAUUCAUCUGGGCGCUGGCGCUCGUAGGCGGCAUUGCGCCGUUGCUGAGCAGCCAGCGUGUGAGCAAACGCGCCAGUAGCGUGCUCAACAUGGUGGCGGCCGGCAUCUUCCUCGCCAGCUCGUGCGUGCACCUCCUCCCGGACGCGCAGAACAACGCGGCGCUCACCGAGUGGGGUUGCGAACACACGGCCGAGGUUUUCUUAGCCGUGCGUACGCGCUACGACGGUGACAACAAGCGCUGCUUCAAAUGGGCCAACUUUUUUUACGGUUGCGGCUUCCUCAUGGUGCUGCUCAUUGAAGUGCUCGCACACACGCUGCAACGGCACUACAGAAGGGUGCAAAAUGGGCACGAACGCGACGAGCUGCUCUCAGUCAAUGUUACGCGUGUGACCGAUGUGGGCAAUCUAGCCAAAACUAAUGGUCACUCCCACGGCUACUUGCACGGCCAACUGGAGACUGAAGACUACGGCACCCAAGGAGCGAGUAGUGAGCUAAUCCUCCACGCGGAACACGGAACGGAGGAGCCACACUCGCACAUCCACGGCAUUGUCAAGGGCAAUCCUAUUCUGGCGCUCGUUUUGUUUAUCGCUCUGUCAUUCCACUCUGUAAUGGAAGGCAUGGGCAUGGGAGCCUCGACUAGUCCGGCCUGGGAUAUCCUCGUCGCUAUCUUAGCUCACAAAUCACUUGCCGCGUUCGCGCUUGCGCUCGAGUUCAUUCACCAUAAGGUCUCACGGAAGCAGCUGUUGGUCUCUGUUGCGGUUUUCUCGCUCAUGACGCCCACGGGCAUUUUGUUCGGUCGAUUGCUGGUGGAUACUAACCAUGCGACGCCGGCUGGAGGUGUAUGUGCUGCAUUUGCUGGCGGCACCUUCCUGUUCGUUGCCAUCAUGGAAAUCAUUCCCCAAGAGCUGCAGGACCCUCGAUACCAGAUCGAGAAAUGCUCUGCUCUACUUGCCGGAUACGGGGCCAUGGGAGUGCUUUCCCUCUGGACGUAA